UUCACUUUCAGCCUUAGUUUUGGCGGCAAAAUCUGGAAACAGUAACAGCCAACUAGGGUUUCUCGUGCUCUCUCCUUUCGCAGAAAAUCACUCUGCGAUUCUGAAUUCGUCGUCUAUUAUGUGAGAAUUCCUCCAAUUAGGGCUUCGAUGGAAGCAGCAGUGACUCCAGCUGAUUCUCCAACCGUGAUAAAACCUAUUAACAAAGGCGCGGUUCACAGAAUCUGCGCCGGCCAAGUGAUUCUGAACCUCUCGUCCGCUGUAAAAGAAUUGGUCGAGAACAGCUUGGACGCCGGCGCCACCAGCAUUGAAAUCACUCUGAAAGAGUACGGCGAAGAGUGGUUCCAGGUCAUCGACAAUGGGUCCGGCAUUUCACCCAAUAACUUCGAGGUUUUGGCGCUCAAGCAUCAUACAUCAAAAUUAUCUGAAUUUCCUGAUCUUCAGUCAUUGACCACAUUUGGCUUCAGAGGCGAGGCAUUGAGUUCUCUUUGUGCUUUAGGGAAUUUGACUGUUGAGACUAGGACAAAGAAUGAGUCAGUUGCAACACACUUGACUUAUGACCAUUCUGGCUCAUUGGCAGCUGAAAAGAAAACGGCACGUCAAAUUGGUACCACAGUUACUGUUAAGAAGUUGUUCUCCAAUUUACCAGUGCGAAGCAAAGAAUUCAAGCGCAAUAUCCGCAAGGAAUAUGGGAAGCUUAUUUCAUUAUUGAAUGCCUAUGCCUUAAUUGCAAAAGGCGUGCGGUUAGUCUGCUCUAACACAACAGGGAAAAAUGCAAAGUCUGUGGUUCUUAAAACACAAGGAAGUGAUUCCCUUAAAGAUAACAUCAUUACAGUGUUUGGCAUGAAUGUCUUUAACUGCUUAAAGCCUGUGAAUAUAUGUAUAUCAGACAGUUGCAAGGUUGAUGGAUUCCUUUCCAAGGCUGGACAGAGUAGUGGACGCAACUUGGGAGAUAGACAAUUCUUUUUUGUAAAUGACCGACCAGUGGAUAUGCCUAAAGUCAGCAAGCUGGUGAACGAGUUCUAUAAAGGUGCAAACUCCCGGCAAUAUCCAAUUGCAAUCAUGAACUUUACCAUUCCGAAAGGAGCAUGUGAUGUCAAUGUAACUCCUGAUAAAAGGAAAAUAUUUUUUUCUGAUGAAAGCUCCAUACUGCAUGCCCUGAGGGAGGGUUUACAGCAGAUAUAUUCCCCAAGUAAUGCCUCUUAUUCUGUUAAUGAAGUUGAGGAGCAUACUAAGGAGGCAUAUAGCUCUGAGUUGCAUUCUCCUCAUGAGAAAUCUGCUGUGUUCUUAAAACAAUUAUCUCCAGAUGCCAGUGAUCCCAAAGUUAUUAAGGAGGAUGUCACAGAGAGUAUGAGUCCCCUAAAAAAUGUUGAAGGCACCCAGCAGCAAUUGCAUGAUUUAGAAGGAUCAAUCCAAAAUUGUAAUGACAAAUUCAUGGAGAAAGAUUUUACUCUUAGAGUUCAUGGCACCAAGAGGGCUGACAACUGUAGGCAAUUGACUGGCCUCCUCAACAGUUCUAAAACCAAUCAAAUUGCUUCCCCCUCUACACGAGCAGUUGAGAAUAAAAUUGUUGCCAGUACAGAUUCCAGCAGUCGUUCAAGCUAUGUUCAGUCCGCACUCAACAAAUUUGUGACUGUCAAUAAAAGAAAGCAUGAAAAUGUUAGUUCAGCAUUAUCUGAACUGCCUGUUCUUAGAAAUGAAACUCUUUCUUGCCCUUUAAGGGAUAGUGAGUCUAAAAGGCAGUCUGCAGUUUCUAGAUCCUCAGCUGGCAAUGAUUGGGUGGAUAAUUCUGUUGUCAUGAAUGAGAAUGAGCCUUCCAAGUAUCUCCGAGCAGAGAAGAUCCUUGGUAAAAUUGGAAAUCCACUUUCUUCUGGAGGCCAUCCUAAUGAUGCAAAACCCAGAAAGGAACUAGUGGAUCAAGAGAUAGCGGUGCCUUCUUCUAUUACAGUAUCAAUCGAUUCAUCUAGCAAGGAUCUCAACCAUGCAUCUAUGUGUUCCACAUUGCAAUUUAGUGUUGAAGACUUGAAGACAAAGAGGCAGCAGAGGCUAUCCUCAUUCCGGUUUAAUGAUUACAAACCUGGAAUAAUGAAGAAGAAAAGGUGCUAUGCCGCUGCAACUCUGGAGCUUUCUCAGCCAGAUAAUGAGGACCGAAAGGAAAAGGCUUUAGCGGCAGCUACCACUGAAUUGGAAAGACUUUUCAGAAAGGAGGACUUUGGUAGAAUGAAGGUAAUUGGGCAGUUCAACCUUGGUUUUAUUAUUGGGAAGUUAGAUCAAGAUUUAUUUAUUGUGGAUCAGCAUGCUGCUGAUGAGAAGUACAAUUUUGAGCAUCUUUCUCAAUCAACCAUCUUGAACCAACAGCCUUUGCUCCGGCCAUUGAGGUUGGAGUUAUCUCCUGAAGAAGAAGUGGUUGCUUCAAUGCACAUGCACACAAUUAGGAAAAAUGGCUUUUCUUUGGAUGAGGAUCCUUAUGCUCCACCUGGACGACAUUUUAUAUUAAAAGCUGUCCCAUUCAGUAAAAACGUUACUUUUGGAGUUGAAGAUGUCAAAGACCUGAUUUCUACACUUGCUGAUAGCCAAGGGGAAUGCUCAAUAAUUGGUAGUUACAAAAUGGACACUUGCGACUCUGUUUGCCCUACAAGAGUUCGUGCAAUGCUGGCAUCACGUGCAUGCAGAUCAUCUGUUAUGAUUGGGGACGCACUCGGUAGAAAUGAGAUGCAGAAGAUACUCCAGCAUUUGGCAGAGUUGAAGUCUCCUUGGAAUUGCCCGCAUGGUAGGCCCACCAUGCGACAUUUGGUCGACUUGACAACCAUUCAUAAAAGUUCAGAAGAAAAUGAUGCCAACUUGUAAUGGAUCUAUCUUCCCAUGAGUAUGCAUAGGCGUGGGUGUUUAUCUAACUUAUUUAGUACGACUUUAUAAAUCCAUGUAAAGAUUUCUCAUUCACCCCAUAGAGACGAUCAAUGUAUAUAAUAUUGGGGCUGGGGUUUCUGGAUU
Molecule: messenger RNA, 2988 nt
Organism: Juglans microcarpa x Juglans regia
Lineage: Eukaryota; Viridiplantae; Streptophyta; Magnoliopsida; Fagales; Juglandaceae
Product: DNA mismatch repair protein PMS1
Exons: 12
Coding region: 148-2844 (898 amino acids)
Biological process (GO): mismatch repair
Cellular component (GO): MutLalpha complex
Molecular function (GO): ATP-dependent DNA damage sensor activity; mismatched DNA binding; ATP binding
Source: RefSeq, a predicted model, not a curated record